UUUGGUCAGUUUAGAUCAGAGUAGCAUCAAAGACAGAGCUCUCAUUCUUCGUAUUUUCGGUUUUAAUAUUUUUUUAAUGUUUUGAAAUAAAAAAAAAAAAUUUAUUGCAGAAGAUGCACGAGGACAGACUUUGAACUUUUACCUGGAAUGAUUUUAAUUUUCCAAAACUAAAUCCAGAUCCCCGGAUUACUCUGUUCAUCGCCAUUUAUUUCUAAAGAGUAAUAAUAGGAGACGUAUUUUGAGUCACAGUGGAAAUCUUACUCCUUAAAGAGGACACAACGCGAGGGGGGCGCGGCUGAUCCGGAUCUUAUCAGGAUGGAGAAUAUUCGGGCUGGCCCGGUCCGAUCCCGGGACUCCGCGGAGGAGUCGAACCGGGCCGUUCCUCAACCCCUGCAACCUCCCGGACUCCCACAGAUCCACCGGGUCACAAACUUCUACAUAGAUAACAUCCUGAGGCCUGACUUCGGUCGGCAGAGAAAGGAUGGGACGCGGGUUCGGGAGGGGGGUAGUCCGGGACGGUUUUUACAGAGACACGAGCGCGCGGGGACAAAGUCAUCCAAAAACCCGCCGGGGGUUGAAGGCCAGGACCAGGUCCGGGGGGAGGAUACUGGGACACCUGAGGACCAGCAGUCGGGUUGUGUGGCCCGGAGGCCGGAGCUGAGGGCCAGGGAGGAUGCCGUGACGGACCGGGGGGACAAACCUAUGCUGUGGCCGGCCUGGGUCUAUUGUACCCGGUACUCCGACCGUCCGUCCUCAGGUCAGAAAUCCCCCCACACUCCCGUUUGAACUGUUUUAAUGGAUUAAUUUAAAUCAACGCUCAAAUAAUAUAGUUGAAUUUAACAUAUAGCUCUUUCUUCGAUUCCCUUAUAAUACACCUGUAAAUAUGUUUGAGGACUGUGAAGAGACGAAAUGAUAUUUUAUUCCCUUAACGACCCCCCCCCCCUUUUAUUUAUUUUUUUUAGAUAAUCACAUCAGAUCUCACUGACAAAACCAUUUUUAUACCAUCCGAUUUAUUUCUCCGAUUUAUUUUCCCGAUUGAAUAUCUCAAUUAUUUCCUACUUUGAUUUAAAUAAAAAAAAUCAAAAAAGAAAGAAAACUGUAGAAGAUCUGUGAUGAACACAGGCCAAACCACAAUCGGAUUCGAUCAGUCAAACUCGAGCAGCAUUGUAAGGUGAUAUCAGAAACUCAUUCAGGGGGAAAAAAGCGCUUCAGCGACUGUCCGAAUAUUUCAGCAUUUGAAAAAAUCAAAUAAAAGUAGAAUUCAAAUGUGAAAAAGUGAAGAAAAACCAAGUUUAACGCCAUUGUUCGUCAGUUUUCUUUGUUGAUGUGUCAUUAGCAUAUUUUUUUGACAAUGAGGAGGGGUCCCAAAAAGUGAGACCGAAGUCCCAAAAAAAAAAGAGAGUCGAUCCUUAACAAUGGCAUCAACCCGUUUAAAGUUGUCCUUAUUUACUCACAUGAAAAUACAAUAAAAUAAAUAACAAUCCAAUAAUCUUUCGAACUUUGAUUUUAAUCAGAAUUUAAAGUUUUUUUUAAGAAGAUAUUUAGGCCUAUGUUUGCUGUGAUGUCGCUCUACUCUCUCUAAAAGCUCUGAUUCACAUAAACUAACAUCACUCUGAUCAAUAGUCGACAGACAUUUCUCAGGCUUUGAGUGAUUCAUUGGUUUGUUGGUUUAUUGACGGAUUUUACGCACUGACUUUCGUCCUGCACUUGGACUUUUCUUUGUCAGGAUGAGUUCACGCGCUCACUCUUAUAAAACGUCAUAUAAAAGGUAAAUAAUAAUAAACUGAAUAUGAGGAGGGCAGUAAGGAAGGAGGUUAUCGUCUGAAGGUAAAUAUUCAUUCUUACUUUAGACCGAUAUAAAUAUGUUUUGUUUGUUUUUAUCGUCCUCGUGAAGUUUGAGGAGCUGCAGGCCGGACACAAAGACACACACACACACACACACACACACACACACACACACACACACACACACACACACACACACACACACACACACACUGAUACAAAAUCUUUGAAACUCAUAGAAACACACACUUUGAGCAUGUGUUGUGGGUUAAUUUGUGUCAAAGGCCUGUUUGUAAGUCAACACUUCACUCACCGACGCGCACUCUCGCCUUUCUUUUCACUUGAUGUGUUUUUAUUUCCAUAUUAAUAUGAUUAAACCUGAAUGUCGGAAACUUUCGUGGUUUUUUGUUUGGGAGGAAACUUAUGUUCAAAACUGGAGUUUCUAUGGUAACAAGGAGGGAAAGAGGCGCCGAACUCCCCCAUCCUCCAUCAUAUAACCCCACCCCCACCAAUAAACCUCCUCCUCUCCCUCCUCCUCUUCCUCCUCGGGUGCACGCUCACGCACAUAUGCACGCUGCUGCACAGCCCGUCCUCACACUGCGCAUUUACGCAUCAAUAUUUUGGAAUUUUUCGGAUUCCGACUCAUUUUUUUCCUAAUGAGACACAUAGACGAAUCCUAAAUGAGAACCUCUGAUUAAACGCCAAUAACGAAAACCUCGUGUUCUGGGAUAAAACUUCAUAAAAAUGAAAACUUUCUAAGGAACCGAGGAGUUUUUUUUUUUUUUGCUCCACCUGUGGACACAAUUUUUAAACUGAGCACAGCGCAUAAAUGACCAAUUCCCCCAUCACCGUCCGCUCUGCAGACUGGGGGGGACUGGGCUGCUGUCUGACGGAUAUAAAAGUUCAUUUAUUAUUCAUAAUGAGCGACGUCUUACUGACAGAAUCGAACCCCUGCCGUGUAAGGAUGGUGUGUCAAUGAAAUGAUCGUUUUAAAGAGCUGAAAGGUCAUCAUUCUAGCUUUGCUGGGUUGUUAUUCGUGUAGGUGUUGGAUUUUAGUAUCAAAAACAGUCCGAUGCGUUUGUGUUCACAUGAAUUUACAAUAAGGGCACACAGCUUUUUGAUUCUCCGACUUAAAGUCCUUAAGAAGUUGGGGACUAGAUGUGUUUUUAUCUGAAGGCAUCAGCACGGGCCCACAGCCUGUUUCAGCAGACAUCAGCAGUAGGUAAGGGGGCGCAUUUGUGAUCCCAACUUGAAAUCACAGCAGAUUGGCCUACAGGCUGUAUUUUGAUUCUGUUUAUGCUUUAUUUAGUGGGAAACAGAUAGGAAAUUCAGAGGCUCUCAAAAAAGUGUUAUUGUAGAGCCACUUCGGCGACAUUCAAGGAAAGAAAACGCCACGAAAUAGGCUAUCAAUUUCAAAAAAAUAAAUGUUUAAUGCGAUAAUUAUUAGAGAUUUUAUAUUUUUUGCACACGCAACUUCAGUAGUUGUCGCCCUCAUGUUGUCCCCUUCAUGUGCUCUGAAAUGCACUUUACUCAAUAAAACAAGUGGAUUUAAGUUAAAGAUUAAAGUCUUAACUGAAGAGGUCUGAAACUUCUUAUAGUUACACAUCCUGCAGGGGUGCAAAUCCAGAGUAAUCCAUUGUUGCGCACGCGCUCAGAUGGACACGGGUACUCCUCUCACAGUGGAGCAGUUACUAUGAAGACAGUAUCACCUUUUACGUAACAGAGGGAUAGUGUGCUAACAAUGAGACAGAUCUGUUUUUUUUACACUAUUUAAUGCGAUAUUUAUUAGAGAUUUGAUAUUUUUUGCACACGCAACUUCAGUAGUUGUCGUCCUCAUGUCGUCCCCUUCAUGUGCUCUGAAAUGCACUUCACUCAGUAAAACAAGAGGAUUUAUGUGAAAGAUUAGAGUCUUUUAAGUUUUUUUUUUUAUAUAUAAAAAUCAAAUUUGCUUGGUUUGAAUUCUAUCAAAGUGGGUCGCGACUUGAGGACCAUGGGAAAAUGUAGGUCCCAGAGUGAGACCAGUUGAGAACCACUGGUGUUAAUACUUCCUCGCCCUCUAAUCUGCCCUUUUCCCAAAGUUAUUAUAAAUAUAUAAUUAAAGUUAUUAUAUAAAUUUUGAAAAGAAUAAUCAAAACCUGCAGAGGCUCUAUCUAAAUAACCUCGAGUAUGCUUAAAUCAGAGAACCCGGCUGAAUAAUUAUUGAUGCCCUCUAAUUGUUUCCUGCUGGAUCACACUAAUACAGUUUGUUUAACACCAACGUUGAAACAUUUUGGAUGACCUUGUUGCUAACGUCUGGGGAUAAUUAUAAUUUGAGUCUCUUAUCGAAAAAGCUUGAGUUGCACCACAGCAGGAUAACAACAGACAAACAACAACAACAACAACAAAAAACUUUACUGCUUUCCAUCUAUAGGCUGCAUAUUGUUGGGGCAGUCUGCGCCUCUAAAGUUUACACGUUUGAAAAGCACUUUAGCAAGAAUAGGCAGCCUCUGUACGGACGUGAUUGAAGAAUUACUAUGAUUUAAUCAUCAUCUUGUGGCCAUGCAUUGUUAUCCUUCCUUUCUGACAUAUCAGAGGAGUGUUUGUGGCGGGUUUCUACACAGCCACCUCUCGAAGGGCUUCAGUGAGCGUAAAGAGACUGAGAUAAUAUCGAAUUACAAGGGGAACAGGAGUCUGAUAAGUCCAAUAAAGCACUCAGUUAGUCAUCAGGAGGAGAGUUCAGGGUUUUACUCCUCCCCUUGGUUCUGACACUUCAGCCAGCCUGUCACAGAUUUUUCACCUGACCCGCUCUGAUUCUGUUUCAGGUCCCAGAUCCCGCAAACCAAAGAGGGCCCCGGUCCCCACUAAGGAGGACAAGCGGCCUCGCACGGCCUUCACGGCGGAGCAGCUGCUCCGGUUAAAAUCGGAGUUCCAGAAGAACCGGUACCUGACGGAGCAGCGCCGCCAAGAUCUGGCCCAGGAACUCGGUCUUAACGAGUCUCAGAUUAAGAUCUGGUUCCAGAACAAGCGGGCAAAGAUGAAGAAGAGCUCCGGGAACAAGAACUCUCUAGCCCUGCACCUAAUGGCGCAGGGCCUCUACAACCACUCCACUUCACGAGACGGCCCGUCAGACAGCGACUAGGCCGAAAACCGAACCAAGACCCGGACCUAGGACAAGACUCUCCAAACCAACACAACACAACCUCCCCAGAGCCAGCGAACAUUUAGGCUACUUCAGACUGUUCCUGUGUGUGUGUAUGUGUGUGUGUGUCCUCAGGGCUGUAGUGAUGACGUCACUCACAGGUUGUCAUGUUUACCUGCUCUAAUCAGAUCCUCUCAGGUGUCCAAUUAAAGGCACAGUGUGUAGUUUUUUUAAUCGUCAUUCAUCAAAAUGGAGUCAGUAUGCAUAUGUGUUCAAUCAGGUGAAGGUUCAAACCUGUUUGUUUUCAAGGACAUGUACUGGUCCCCCGGAUUUGCAUGUUUGGCAGUGGUUCUCAACUGGUGUCACUCUGGGACCCACAUUUUCCCAUGGUCCUUAAGUUGUGACCCACUCUUAUAGAAUUCAAACCAAGCAAAUUUUAUUUUUAUAUUAAAAAAACCCUUUAAAGACUCUAAUCUUCAACAUAAAUCCACUUGUUUUAUUGAGUAAAGUGCAUUUCAGAGCACAUGAAGGAGACAACAUGAGGACGACAACUACUGAAGUUGCUUGUGCAAAAAAAAUCAAAUAUCUAAUAAAUAUCGCAUUUAAUAUUUACUUUUUUGACCGGCUGUUUGUUACCCAUCCAGACCGUGUCCGUGACCCACUUUUGGGUCGGGACCCACCAGUUGAAAACCACUGUUCUACGGUAUCACAGAAUGGACAAACUAGUAACAUCGGUGUUUUUUUUGUGUGUUUGUUUGUUUUUUGUGUUUGUUUUUUUUUGUGAGUGACGGUGUGAAAUGCACAAGAAAAUUUGUGUUUUUAUUGUGCUCAAAAGAAUAUUGGUGUAAAAAAAAGUAAAAGUAUUGGUUAAAAAAAAAAAAAAAAAGAGUCACCAAGGUAAUGGUGAGCAAGGAAAGUCCAAAUCUGAAAUCUGACAGUGAAAUAUCCCUGUCCCUGCACACUGUACCCUUAAUGGUCAUGACAUCAUGCUACAUGUUAGCACAGUGGUUUUCAACUGGUGGGUCCAGACCGAAAAGUGGGUCACGGACACGUUCUGGAUGGGUCACGAACAGCCGGUCAAAAAAGUAAAUAUUUAAUGCGAUAUUCAUUAGAGAUUAGAUUUUUUUGCACAAGCAACUUCAGUAGUUGUCGUCCUCAUGUUGGCUCCUUCAUGUGCUCUGAAAUACACUUUACUCAAUAAAAAAAGUGGAUUUAUGUUAAAAAUUAGAGUCUUUAAAGGUUUUUUUUUAUAUAAAAAUUAAAUUUGCUUGGUUUGAAUUCUUUAAAAGUGGGUCAAGACUUAAGGACCACGGGAAAAUGUGGGUCCAAGAGUGAGACCAGUUGAAAACCACUGUGUUAGCAUGUGUUACCUGCUGUUUAGAGACCUCCUGUGAGCCAGGUCCAGACUCAGCUGCUAAUAAUGUCAAGUUUGUUCAUUAGAAAAAUGCAAAUGUACAAAGUCAGCCUUAAAUCACUGAGCAAUAAAGAUGAGAUUUUUUUUUUCAAUUAAAAAAGAUCAGGAAUUUUGUAUUCAAAGAUAAAAAAGGAAAGAAGAAUAUUUUUAAAAACUGAAAUGAAGACAAACGAGGAACUUCAGCGCUUGUAGUUCAAAACAAGUUUCUGGACAAAGUCUGGUCCGGUGUAGGAGUCCUCAGCAGAGGUGUUCACAGAGAGGACUGUGUCUGCUGGAGAGACGACGGGACUGAUGUCUGAUGGAUCACAAAGACACAAAAGGAAAAAAAAGAGGACAGAAAAAAAGGACUGAGAGUGGAUCAGAAACCCCUCUUACUGACCUGUGAUGUUUUUGUGGAUACAGAGAAGGACAGACGCUUUGCGGCCCUGGCGUGUCUGAUCAACUUUAUAGAUGAGAGGAAGCUGAAAUCCAAAGAUUGAAUUGCUGCAGCCUCAAUACACAGCCUCCUGUGUUAGUGUGUGUGUGUGUGUGUGUGUGUGUGUGUGUGUGUGUGUGUGUGAGAGAGAGAGAGAGAGAGAGAGAGAGAGAGAGAGAGAGAGAGAGAGAGAGUUUGUGACUGCAGGUCUGCUGCAGAUAUUUGGGAAGUUCGGUCACGGUGGAAAACUGUUUGAAUUAAACAAGUAUCUUCAGUUUCAAAAAAAUGAUUUUAUCAUCUUCUGUACCCUUAAUUAUCUGAACUUACUGCACAAAAAGACGCCGAAUGCCGGACCGUGUUUUUCGUUUUAGUCCUAUGUCCAUUUAUUGAUAGCAGGUUUUCAACGGACCAAUUUUUUUUGUGUGUGUGUGUGAGUGUGUGAUUUUUUUCCUGAAUCACAAAAACAGACCGGUCCGAGAGCUGCGGGUGCGUGACUCCCGCACCCGCAGCUUCGCACCGCUCGGCCCCGCGUCCCGACCUCAGGGCCUGCAGACUGUCCCGGUAUGAAUGUUCCAGAAACGCCCCCCCCCCCUCCCCUCUGCUCUGUGUGGAUGAUUUAGAAAAAAAAAGCAUUUUAUGUUUAUUUAUAAAACAUGUGGACUGUUUACACCGUAACUUAUUUUCCCUGCAGUUUCAGACGUGCUUGAACGCAGCACGUGACGGCCUGACGGGUAUGAAUGUUUUUAUGUUUUUGCCUUAAACAAACACACACACACACACACACACACACACACACACACACACACACACACACACACACACACACACACACACACACACGCUGAGCAUGUGUUUAUAUAGUUUAUAAUGUUUUUUACUGAACACGUGCAGCGGUAGGCCUGUUUUUAUGAUUCACGUGUACAUAAUUUAUAUGACGAUGAUGAUGAUGGUGAUGAUAAUGAAUAAAAGUCAUUGAACUUUAA
Xyrichtys novacula (pearly razorfish) is the source of this 7715-nucleotide messenger RNA. Lineage: Eukaryota; Metazoa; Chordata; Actinopteri; Labriformes; Labridae. The record is from the annotation of a GenBank genome assembly.